UAUCUUCAGUUAUUGCAUAGAGAGUGUAGACUAGACGCACACGUAUAUAACUCUCCACCUGAGUUUGAAUGUGCCAGUCGGACGAUCAGAUAGAUUCAUAUAUUUGAUAUUCUUCAGACAGAUGAAAAUAAUCAAUAAAUGAUAAAAUGAUGCUCGCAAUCUUGUUAGGUUUAAUUUCAAUUAUAUUUUUGUUCCACUGUUAUUUCAAAUAUCGAAGAGUUGGAAGACUUCUCAGUUUAAUUCCAGGACCAAAAGGCUAUCCAAUAUUUGGAAAUAUUCAUCAUUAUCAGAUUCAUCAUGAUCUUGUACUUGAGAAAUUUUGGGAACUUAAUAAUCAAUAUUCUCCAGUUCAAAAAAUAUGGUCCUGUGUGUAUUAUGCAGUAAAUUUAGCAGAUCCAGAAGAUAUUCAGGUACUAUUGACGAGCAAUAAAUAUAUUGAAAAAGGACUGUUUUACAAACAUCUUCGGCACUGGCUUUCUACUGGACUACUACUUAGCGGCGGCCAAAAAUGGCACUUACGACGGAAGAUGUUAACACCUGCAUUUCACUUCAAUGUUCUUAAACAUUACUUUACUAACUUAAUUGAGGAAUCACAAAAUCUGGUCGAAUGUCUUAAACAGGAAGGAGAUGGAAAUCCGGUUGUCAAAAAUUUAAAAAGUUUUAUCAGCAAAUACACUCUCAACGCAAUAUGCAAAACAGCAAUGGGUAUCCAAUUGACAGGAAAUAGCAAACUGGAAUCCAAAUAUCUUAAUGCCGUUCAUGUUUAUGGCAGCAUUGUUGCAUAUAGAUCUUUUAGACCUUGGUACUUGUUUGAUGCUAUAUUUGCAUUUUCAUCACUUGCAAAAGUUGAAAAAGAAACAUUGAAAACAUUGCAUAGUUUUUCGAGAAAUAUAAUUGCAGAAAGAAAACGUUUUCACAAACAAACUAAUGGAGAAUAUUUGAAAAUUUUGGAAAAUAUAGAAAAGGAUGACCUUUCUAAUGAAAAUCCGGAGAAGAGCGGUGAGUAUUUGCAAAUGAAGAAUAGGCUUUCUAUGUUAGAUCUGCUUAUAGCUGCAUCUUGGAAUGAUAAGCUCAUAGAUGAGGAAGGUAUUCGAGAAGAAGUUGAUACUUUCAUCUUUGAAGGCCACGAUACUACCGCAAGUGCACUGACCUUUGCUUUGAGUCUUUUUGCAAAACACAAAGAUGUCCAGGAAAAUAUAAGAGAUGAGGUAAAAACGAUAAUGCAGGAAGAUAAUAAUAUAACAAUAGCGUCGCUUAAAAAACUUUCAUAUUUGGAGAGAUGUUUAAAAGAAUCGCUUCGUUUGUAUCCAAGUGUCCAUUUAAUAUCUCGACAAAUGCCUCACGAAAUACAGCUAAAACAAUAUUUAAUUCCAUCUGGUACGAUAUGUAUCAUAAACAUUCACAAUGUGCACAGAAAUCCAAAAUAUUGGCCAAAUCCAAAUGUUUUCGAUCCGGAUAGAUUUUUACCAGAAAAUAUUAAAGAACGUCAUCCCUAUUCCUACAUACCAUUUAGUGCUGGCCCGAGAAACUGUAUUGGUCAAAAAUUUGCAAUGCAUGAGCUUAAACUCUUUGUAGGUUUUAUAUUGUACAAUUUUGAGUUAGAACCGAUGGAUGAACUAGAUGAUGUUACAUUUAUUUCAGAUAUCACUUUGAACACGUCUAAACCACUUCGAGUCAAAUUUAUACCUAUAAGAUAAGCAUUUUUACAAAUAUUAGGCUUUAAAAACAAAAAAAAAAAGAAGAAAGAAAUAAAAAUGCAGCUGUAGAAAAUUUUUCUACAAUCUGUUAUUAUUGUUCGAGAAACAAAUGUGUCUAAAGUCUAAAUAAAUAGUCAAAAGAUUUAAAACUUUAAAUCGAUAAUAAUUUGUCCUUAUUAUCUCGUGUUUAACAAUAAACUGUUCGAUGCUCUCUCAACGUUCGUUUUCGUUUAUUAGUGGAAGAAGAAUUUAACGAAGCGAAUUUGAUGGAAAUGGUAUCCGAAACUGUAAAUCAAAUUGAUCCUGAGGACACUAGCACUGAUGACGAUUGAGCAGUUUAUAAGUUAACAUUAAAAAAAUUACAACAAGGCCUAUGCUUAGCUAAAAAUCUCGAGUCAUUUUUCUUGAAUUCGGAUCCUUCCAAAAAAAGGAGUCGAAAAUUCAAAAGGGAGCAUCAAAACUGUCUAGCUCUAUACCGAGAAAUUUACAAUUACUUGAUAAGAAACAACAAGCAAAGUUUUUUAUCUCAUUUAGUAUCGUGGCCGUUGCAUCGCCGCGCUGCAUCGCCGCGCUGCAUCGCCGCGCUGCAUCGCUGCCGUGUUUGUUACUAUUGUUGCAUAUGUGUUCGAAGAGUUAAGAAU
Polistes dominula (European paper wasp) is the source of this 2338-nucleotide messenger RNA. Its product is annotated as cytochrome P450 4C1-like. Gene Ontology annotation, molecular function: oxidoreductase activity, acting on paired donors, with incorporation or reduction of molecular oxygen; heme binding; iron ion binding. NCBI's taxonomy places the organism in Eukaryota, Metazoa, Arthropoda, Insecta, Hymenoptera, Vespidae. The record is from RefSeq and is a predicted model, not a curated record.